AUGUCAUGGAAUGUGCUGUUUGUAUUGCUAAUAGGAGUUGUAGUUUUGGUAUUACUUUCCCCGGUAUUCAAGUCAACAUGGCCAUUUUCGACUUUCUACCGUAAUGUCUUUCAGCCCUUUCUAGCCGAUGACCAAAAAUAUCGUUGGAAGUUCCAUUUGGUACCUCUUUUCUACACUUCAAUUUACCUAUACCUAGUAUAUACCUACCACACCAGAGUGGAGUCACUAAUCAAGAAUGAACUAUUCCUUUUGGAACGGAUACUUAUCGUGCCGAUAAUUAUACUACCACCGGUAGCAUUAGGAAUUCUGGCUAUGGUAACCAGAGCUGAGGAUUCAAACGAUCACAAACUAGGUUCAACGGAAAAAUAUCCAUACGAUUACUUGUUGUAUUAUCCUGCCAUAAAGUGUUCGACAUGUCGAAUCGUCAAACCUGCUAGAUCCAAACAUUGUAGCAUUUGCAAUAGAUGCGUUUUGGUGGCCGAUCAUCAUUGCAUCUGGAUAAAUAACUGCAUCGGAAAAGGAAACUACCUUCAAUUUUACCUUUUUCUAAUUUCAAACAUAUUCUCGAUGAGCUACGCCUUUCUAAGAUUGUGGUAUAUUUCUUUACAUAGCACAACUACACUUCCUACAGCUGUCCUGACUCUAACCAUAUUAUGUGGAUGUUUCACUAUUAUCUGCCUUAUUUUCACAUACCUUCAAUUGGCUAUCGUAAAGGAGGGAAUGACCACAAAUGAGCAAGACAAAUGGUAUACCAUCCAAGAGUAUAUGAGAGAAGGAAAACUGGUGAGAUCAUUGGAUGAUGAUUGUCAAUCUUGGUUUCUCAAAUUCACGGAACAAGAAGAAAAUACUGCCGGACGUCUUCAGGAUCAACAUGUUACGUUUUAUAGCACGAAUGCCUACGACCAUAAGCACUACAGUCUAGCACACUAUACUACGAUUAAAGAUGCGUCCGAAAUUCCUAAUAUAUAUGACAAGGGUACCUUCUUGGCCAAUUUCACAGAUUUAAUAUAG
Molecule: messenger RNA, 1011 nt
Organism: Saccharomyces paradoxus
Lineage: Eukaryota; Fungi; Ascomycota; Saccharomycetes; Saccharomycetales; Saccharomycetaceae
Gene: SWF1
Product: palmitoyltransferase SWF1
Exons: 1
Coding region: 1-1011 (336 amino acids)
Biological process (GO): protein targeting to membrane; peptidyl-L-cysteine S-palmitoylation
Cellular component (GO): endoplasmic reticulum; Golgi apparatus
Molecular function (GO): protein-cysteine S-palmitoyltransferase activity
Source: RefSeq, a predicted model, not a curated record